GAUAAGGCGGGACUAUCCCAGUGGCGACUGUCAAGAUUGGCAAAGAGCUGCGGUUGCUGCGCGCAGGUAAAGAACAAGCGACGGCGAAAGAAAACAUUCGUCCGCGGAAGAAAGCCAACAGUGGGAUGGGAUCUGGCCGGCCGCAAAAAGCUCUUGCGGAAAUACCACUCAAACGACGCAUUUAACUUUAAGAAAGGAGAAGAAAUUGCUGUUGUGUCAACCGUCGUUUGUCUCGCGGACACGCUUCUCCACAGCAGCAACUUGGACAGCUGCGUGCUUGCCAGCCAUCAUCAACAAAGAAUGAAAGCAUUCAAACGAACUUCAGAAGACGAGCGAAACAUGGAGCAGGAGCAUUCUUCUGCGUUGUCGGACAGUGAUGACGGCUCCCCGCUCGACCUGUCAGGAAGCGGACUCUUUGGGAAGCGCCGUCGCCGUGGCAACCUGCCCAAAGAGGCGGUGCAAAUUCUAAGGAGCUGGUUGUAUGAGCACCGUUUCAAUGCCUACCCCUCGGAACAGGAGAAACUCAGUUUGUCCAGCCAGACAAACCUCUCGGUACUGCAGAUAUGUAACUGGUUCAUUAACGCACGCCGCCGCCUUCUGCCUGACCUGCUCCGAAAAGAUGGCAAAGACCCCACCAAGUUCACAGUCUCUCGCAAGUUAAGCGGGAAAAGCGACGGCCACUCGUCCACAGGAGGUGGCGCCAGCUCCCCCGACACUCACUCUUCCACAGGCUCCACUCAACAGCGCCCGACUGUCAUCCGCUCGACCCCUACGUUGGACCUCAGCGUUCUCGGGAACACGGCCACCGCCAUCUUGACCGGAGCUGGCUAUCCAGGGAAGGACGGCUCAGUUCAGGCAUUGAUGGGGCUUGACACGCAAAGACUGCUGAGGGAGGCCGAGGAACGAGGCGAGAACACAGCAUCGGCAGCAGUGACUAGCCCAACCGGCGGGCUCUUCAACACUCCACCUCCGACUCCCCCUGAGCUUAUUCCCACUCAGGAUUUUAGUGAUCUGAGGCUCCUAGUUGACGCGGCACUCCAAAGGGCAGCGGAGCAAGAGAAGCUGAACCGGAUCCAAGAGAGUCCAAGCAUUCCGAAAGACACCAUAAAGACUGAGAAGGUAGAGUCACAGUGCACCGACAUGGGCCCCACGCCUCCUCCUGACGACAGCCAGCAAGUCUUGGAUCCGUGCAGGGUCCAAAGUCUGAUGGAGAAGGCGAUGGCGGUCUCGGUACCGGCCGGAGCUCCAUCGACACCUUUGCCUUCAGCUGCACCAGCUUCAGUCCUGGUCUCGACAUCCAGGUUGUCCCCUUUGCCCAUGACCAAAGUCCUCUGGAACCCAAUAGAGAUGGACUCCAAGCAGUCACAGCUCAUCCCGGCCCACGUGCCAACUUUGCUUACAGUGUUUGGGCAGCCAAAGUCUGAGAAGAAUUGCACCGAUCCAGUUACGGAUCUGAAUAGUCCUCCAGCGCCAGCGACGAGGCCAAAUGCAGUGCAGUCACCUGCACCGGUCCAAGCUACAGGUUCUACCUCCGCAACAAGUCAGUCUUCACCAGCAGCGGUCACUCUUGUUCCAGCCACUCCUGCGCAAACAAUUGCCUCGUUCUCAGCUCCACUUUACCUGCCCUUCAACAAAUCCAAGCUAUUCCCCGUCGCCGUCCCCUCACCUGUGUCUCCUCCCCUUCGGCCCUCCGCUGUUGCUACCUCUGGCCAAGCUUCAUCUCAACCCCUCAAAUCAAGAUCAACAGUCACGCCUCUUCUUGGUCUCUCUCCUCACCUCACCACCGCCGCCAGUUGCGACGGCGGAAGCGGGGGUAACUCGCAGUGGAACUCCACUGUGGUGCCCAGCGUCUGGAGCAUGGUCCACACUGACGCCAGGCAGGGCAGCCCCCUCCAAGUUGUGAAACCCAUCACCAGCACAGUGUGGGGUUCCCAACACACAGCCUGCACACAGUGAGUGGAAUGUGAUUUGCCUACGUUUCGGGGCAGCCAGAGUACAACAGAAUGUUAAAAAGAAUGUAUUUUCAUCACCACUCAAUGAGCUGCAGAUUCAAGCAACUCGUCGUUUUUGAAGUCUAGAAUCAAACAGCUGCUGUUAGCAACACUCGGUUAGCAUUCCAUUCAAUUCACAUGAAUAGAACUGCGCAAACUCUCAAAUGUUGGAAAGGUAUUCAAACACGUUCCAUUGGUUACAUUAGUUUUUACAUUAGCAACGUAGUCCUCGAUUUUAAAAUUCAAUUGAUCAUCAUUGGAUUUUUUUUUCGUGGGUUAACUGGAGUUAAUUGUGACUUUCUUCAGUCAAGAUGCACCGCGCAUUAGUAUCUCCUGUUUCGGAAUUGCUGUCUUUAUUUUAUAGCAAGUUUUUUAUACAGAUAUGUACAGUCAUGGAUGAAAUUAAUGGCACCUCUGGAACUUUCCCAGAAAAUACAGCAUUUCUAACGGAAAUUAAUGCAAUUACAAAUGUGUUAUUUCUUGGACGCAUAUUGGAAAAACACAAGAAAGCUGAAGAGAAAAGCCAAAGCGGACAUAAUUUUACACAGAAUGCGAAAAAAUGGGCUGGACAAAAUUGUUGGCACCCUCAACCCUCAGAUGAAAUAACAGAAAGCAAUCGCUUCCUGUAACCAUUAACAAGUUUCGUGCACCUCUCAGACGGAAUUUUGGACCACUCUUAUUUUGUGAACUGUUCCAGGUUUCUCGGAUUAUAAGCGUGUCUUCCAACAGCUGUUUUGAAAUCUCUCCAUAGCGUUCAAUAUGAUUUAGAUCAGGAAUUCAUCGAUGGCCACCUGAGAAUUCUCCAGCGCUUUGUCUCCAACCAUUUCUUUGUGCUUUUUGAGGUAUGUCUUGGGUCGUUGUCCAGUUGGAACACCCUUGACUUCUGACGCAGACCCAGUUUUCUGACACUACACCCUACAUUGCGGCACAAAACAAUUUCAUAAGAUUUCGUAACUCCUUGCACACUGUCAAGGCACCCAGUGCCAGAUAGUCAAACAUGGUGGAGGUUCAAUGAUGUUUAGGGGUUGUUUUGCUGCUUCUGGCACUGGGUGCCUUGACAGUGUGCAAGGAAUCCUGAAAUCUGGAAACUAUCAA
This is a messenger RNA of Corythoichthys intestinalis (scribbled pipefish), 3086 nucleotides long. RefSeq names its product mucin-5AC. The transcript is spliced from 3 exons. Lineage: Eukaryota; Metazoa; Chordata; Actinopteri; Syngnathiformes; Syngnathidae. Gene Ontology annotation, molecular function: RNA polymerase II cis-regulatory region sequence-specific DNA binding; DNA-binding transcription repressor activity, RNA polymerase II-specific. The coding region runs from base 301 to 1956 and encodes 551 amino acids. The record is from RefSeq and is a predicted model, not a curated record. Gene Ontology annotation, biological process: negative regulation of transcription by RNA polymerase II.